AUGGUAACUGACGGGUUCGUGAUUCGCUUCAGGGUAACAGACAGGUUCGGGAUUCCCUUCAGGAUAACGGACAGGUUCGGGAUUCCCUUCAGGGUAACGGACGGGUUCGGGAUUCCCUUCAGGAUAACGGACGGGUUCGGGAUUCGCUUCAGGAUAACGGACAGGUUCGGGAUUCCCUUCAGGAUAACGGACGGGUUCGGGAUUCCCUUCAGGGUAACAGACAGGUUCGGGAUUCCCAUCAGGAUAACGGACGGGUUCGGGAUUCCCUUCAGGGUAACGGACGGGUUCGGGAUUCCCUUCAGGAUAACGGACAGGUUCGGGAUUCCCUUCAGGGUAACGGACGGGUUCGGGAUUCCCCUCAGGGUAACGGACAGGUUCGGGAUUCCCUUCAGGGUAACGGACGGGUUCGGGAUUCGCUUCAGGGUAACGGACGGGUUCGGGAUUCCCUUCAGGAUAACGGACAGGUUCGGGAUUCCCUUCAGGGUAACGGACGGGUUCGGGAUUCGCUUCAGGGUAACGGACGGGUUCAGGAUUCCCUUCAGGAUAACGGACAGGUUCAGGGAUUCCCUUCAGGAUAACGGACGGGUUCGGGGAUUCCCUUCAGGAUAACGGACGGGUUCGGGAUUCCCUUCAGGAUAACGGACGGGUUCGGGAUUCCCUUCAGGGUAACGGACGGGUUCGGGAUUCCCUUCAG
Molecule: messenger RNA, 694 nt
Organism: Chiloscyllium plagiosum (whitespotted bambooshark)
Lineage: Eukaryota; Metazoa; Chordata; Chondrichthyes; Orectolobiformes; Hemiscylliidae
Source: RefSeq, a predicted model, not a curated record